CCCCACUUCCAUGCCUGUGCAGCAUUCCCACGCCAGCUUCACAAACCGCCCACAAACAGCCUCAGCACAUGGUCCGAGCAAAGUGGAAGGGUCCCUUCUUCGUGCCCAUGCCUAAAGUCGCCGGCAACGAGCCCAUAAAAACACAAGCACGCUCCAGCACCAUCCUCGCCUCGCACAUCAACAAAAAGUUCCUGGUGCACCAUGGGAACUCCUACCUGCCAGUAUUCGUGACGGAGCAGAUGGUGGGGCGGAAGCUGGGGGAGUUUGCGUUUACGAGGAAGCCAUUUUCGUUCAGGAAGAAGGAUGAUAAGAAGCGAUAGGAGGGGAAGUAUGGGACAUUCGAAAGGAGGAAUUCAGGUAAUUGGCGACAAUCACUUGCACACCUCUGUAACUCUCGAAGCGAAGCUCUGCGGUACCGAGCAC
This is a messenger RNA of Fimicolochytrium jonesii, 423 nucleotides long. RefSeq lists its product as uncharacterized. Gene Ontology annotation, biological process: translation; ribosomal small subunit assembly. Gene Ontology annotation, cellular component: cytosolic small ribosomal subunit; ribosome. Lineage: Eukaryota; Fungi; Chytridiomycota; Chytridiomycetes; Spizellomycetales; Powellomycetaceae. The record is from RefSeq and is a predicted model, not a curated record. The transcript is spliced from 2 exons. Bases 69 to 320 code for a protein of 83 amino acids. Gene Ontology annotation, molecular function: structural constituent of ribosome.